AUGGACGACAACCGGUAUGUAAACUCCAAUACUGCAUUUGUUCUAAUAGAGUCUAACGGGAAAACAUCUGCGCCAGGUGUUUUUCUAUCCCGCUCCAUUGCACGACUCAGUCUGGGUGGGGACAUUUUUACGACAUGA
Chondrus crispus (carragheen) is the source of this 138-nucleotide messenger RNA. RefSeq lists its product as hypothetical. The transcript has a single exon. Bases 1 to 138 code for a protein of 45 amino acids. The record is from RefSeq and is a predicted model, not a curated record. Lineage: Eukaryota; Rhodophyta; Florideophyceae; Gigartinales; Gigartinaceae.